UAUAAAGGGAAGCUUCAAGAAAGGAAGGAGUGCCCCAGUCCCGCGCACUCGAGAGGGGCUCAGUCCCAUCCUUAUCUCCGCUAGCCCCCUUUACUCUCUAGGCCAAACCAAAACCAAAACCAAAACCAAAGCAGGACGCAUCCGCAUUAUCCAUCGAUCGGGCCUUCGACACCUUGUCCUGUCUGUCCGCUGGUGGCGCCGGGCGCCGGUGACAACCGGCAGGGCAGCAAGCGUGGAUCAUCCGAGCGGAAGCGGAAGCGCUCCUCCCCCGGCUCCGGCGCACCGUCGCGACAACAGAGGUCCGGUGUCAUCGCCUCGUCCGCCGCCGCCGCCGGCGCAGCAACGAGGUGACCGCCAUCGCCAUGGAGGGCCUGCGGUCGUCGGGGAGGAGGCUGCCGGCGUUGCCGUUGCGACGACGAGCUACCACUACCAGCAGUACGAGCUCGCCGUCAUGGUGGCCGCGCUCACCCACGUCAUCAGCUCCACUCAACCGGCGGCCGUCGCCGGUGCAAGCACAACCGCGUCCGGGCAGCAAGUGACCCGCCAACACAGCGCUCCUCUGUCCGCGGCGGCGACAUCGUCGUCAUCAACGGCGUCGGAGCAGCAGCAGCAGCGUCCGCGGUACCGCGGCGUACGGCAGCGGCCGUGGGGCAAGUGGGCGGCGGAGAUCCGCGACCCCGUGAAGGCGGCGCGCGUAUGGCUGGGCACCUUCGACACGGCCGAGGACGCCGCACGCGCCUACGACGCCGCCGCGCUCCGCUUCAAGGGCGCCAAGGCCAAGCUCAACUUCCCUGCCGCCGGCCAUGCCAUCGGCCAGCUCCUGGCGGCCGGGGGCGGGACAUCGCCGUCGUUGCGGCAACAGCAGCGACCCGUGGUGGCCUUCCGUCCGCAGAUCAACGCCCCGGCAGCUGUUGCUGGGGAGGAGUUUCCGGACCUCCACCGGUAUGCGCACAUACUGCAGAGCGGUGACGUGGACCUGAGGACCGUUGCAGCCGGCGGGAUAACACCGGUGCAGUCGUCUUCGUCGACGCCGGCGCACGACUCUGGGUCGCCGCCGCGGCCGGAUGAUCGCCGACAUGGCGAGAGAAAUUCAGGCCCUGGCUGCUAACUGACUAGUACUCUUACUGAAUACGUGCUGAUCGGCGUGUACAUGACGAAAACAAGUUAUGUUUCUUUCAUCUUUUUCUUUGAAUAUUUUCCUAUUUAUUUUUG
Molecule: messenger RNA, 1212 nt
Organism: Hordeum vulgare subsp. vulgare (domesticated barley)
Lineage: Eukaryota; Viridiplantae; Streptophyta; Magnoliopsida; Poales; Poaceae
Product: ethylene-responsive transcription factor RAP2-6-like
Exons: 2
Coding region: 452-1108 (218 amino acids)
Biological process (GO): regulation of DNA-templated transcription; ethylene-activated signaling pathway
Molecular function (GO): DNA binding; DNA-binding transcription factor activity
Source: RefSeq, a predicted model, not a curated record